This is a messenger RNA of Chelonus insularis, 3462 nucleotides long. Its product is annotated as zinc finger protein 260-like. Lineage: Eukaryota; Metazoa; Arthropoda; Insecta; Hymenoptera; Braconidae. Gene Ontology annotation, cellular component: nucleus; nucleoplasm. Gene Ontology annotation, molecular function: RNA polymerase II cis-regulatory region sequence-specific DNA binding; zinc ion binding; DNA-binding transcription repressor activity, RNA polymerase II-specific. The transcript is spliced from 3 exons. The coding region runs from base 269 to 2545 and encodes 758 amino acids. The record is from RefSeq and is a predicted model, not a curated record. Gene Ontology annotation, biological process: regulation of transcription by RNA polymerase II.
CUUGCUUACUUCAGUUCAGAAGCUUCGGAUGCCGGAGUGUCGAUUUAUAGAUGUAGAAAAGUGUUUCAUUCUGCAAAGGAAAUAAGUCCUUUGACAAACUUGUGUAUUAUGGAACAAAGCUAACAGUAGAUUUACAUAGUUAUUAAACUAUGUAGGGAUGCAUCGUAGAUUUUGUGCCACUAAAUUUUCGUUUGAUAAAUAACUGUUUUCUCUAAAAACUUUGGUUAUACCUAACUAAACGUCUUUUUGAGUCUUCAUCUCGUUUGAUAUGGCCGUCGUUGGAGAAUUCGAUUACUUAUGUCGCCUGUGUGCUACGAAAACAGGAAUUUUGAUGGGUUUGCCAAUUUUCGAAGCUGGAGAUCGAUUGAGAAAUAUUGAUAAAAAAAUAGCUGCUUGUUUGCCUGUACAAGUUUCUUUGAGUGAUCAGCUUCCUAAAGUUGUUUGUGAACCUUGUGCUUUUAAGUUAGAUCAGAUGUUUGAUUUCCGAGAAAAAUGUUUACACACUGAAGAAUUGUUUAUGGAAAUGUUAAAAGAAAUAAAAGAUGAAAAUAUUCAUCAUAUAGAAGAUUCUUUGCAAAAUGUCAAUGAAAUACCGGUUAUUCAAACAGACAUCGAACCAAUUUCUCAUAAUAUAAAUAGUAUUCAAACUCCUGGAACGCAUUCUGAAACGGCUGAACCUAAUAUUCAUACAAUGAGAGUAAUGGAUGAAAUGGAUUUAGCUGGUGGUGAACAAGUUGUUACACAAGAGGAAAUUGGACAACAGGAAACUGACAUCGAAGUCUCAGGAAUUGACUGUCUAGAUAGUCAUACUGUUCAGAUGGUUGAUGAACAUAUUCAUGAUGUUUCUAAUCAUCAAAUAACUAUGCAUUUGGAUGGUGGAAUGACAGUGGUAGGAAAUUUAACAGUAGAUCAUCUUGGAAUAAAUUAUGUAACAGCUAUAGAUCCAGGUUCUCAAAGUGAAGAACAAAUACUUCAUUAUUGUGAAAAUGAUAAAUAUGAAACAGUAGCAGUAAAGGAAGAAUAUGAAAGAAUACAUGAUAGAUUAACAACAGAUGCGUCUACACGCAAUAUGGAAAAUAAUGUUGCAAAUGAUGGCUUCUCUCAAACUCAAGCAGCUACUGAAAGUGACGUUGAUGAAACAAUUGGUAAUAAAGCACAAGGUUCUGGAGUAUCUGAAUCCCUUCAUUCCAGUCCAAUGCCGUCCACAAGCCAAGAAACUGCGAAUAAUAUUGAAAUUGUUGUUGAAUAUACCGGAAAUACUAAAAGCGGAUUAUUAGAGAGUAUAUUAAAUAAUCCUACAAUAGAUGAUACAGGUUCUAAUUGGUAUAUUUGUCCUUUCUGUAAAAUAGCUGCUAAUGAGCCGAACAGUCUUGUUGAACACUUUGAACAACAUUUUUGUUCUUGCCCAUGUGGACUUUUCUUUACAAGUGUUGAAGAAUUUAAUCUUCAUGGACAACAGUGUUCUUUAGAGAAAGUUGUAGGACCAAAAAAUGAAAUUGAAAAAACAGAAUCUUCAGAAUCUGUACCUACUACUGAUAAUACCACAGAAGGAAGCAAAAAAGCACAAUCAAAUGUUAGACAAAAAUGGACUCCAAAAGUUUGUAAUCAAUGCGGUAAACAGUAUCGUACUAAUUACAAACUCCAAGAGCAUAUGAGAAAACAUACAGGAGAAAAACCUUUUCAGUGUCUAUUAUGCGAAAAAGCUUUUAGGAGUAAAAUUGGUCUUGCUCAACAUACAGCAACUCAUACGGGUCAAUUUGACUAUAGUUGCUCUACGUGUGGAAAAGGUUUUCAAUGUAAAAGUUAUUUGAUUGUUCAUCAACGAGUUCACUCAGACUUAAAACCAUACCCUUGUAAUACUUGUGGACAAAAUUUCAAAACUAAGCAAUCACUUUUAGAUCAUCAAAAUCGACAUCUUGGUGUUAAGCCUUACAUGUGUGAGAUUUGUGGUAGAGGGUUUAUUACUAAAGGAUUGUGUAAAAGUCAUCAAAAAAUACAUUCUGGAACUGAUAAUCGUCAAUAUCCGUGUGAAGUUUGUAAUAAAAUGUUUGUUAGCAAAAGCUACUUGAAUACUCACCUCCGAAUUCAUACUGGUGAGAAACCUUAUCUUUGUGAAGUUUGUGGAAAAGGUUUUCUCACAAGAGUAGAUCUUAAAAUUCAUUCUACGAUGCAUACUGGAGAAAAAAGUUUUCAAUGUGAGAUGUGUCAUAAAGUCUUUGCAAGACGAGCAGCUUUGAGAUGUCAUAGGAGAUCACAUACAGGAGAGCGUCCUUACCGGUGUGACGUAUGUGGAAAAACAUUCACACAAUUUAGUCCAAUGGCCAUUCACAAAAGACUACAUACGGGAGAACGCCCUUAUGAAUGCGAUAUGUGUGGUAAAGCUUUCGUUUCGAGAUCGACCAUGAUGUGCCACAAAAAGAAACACCAUUUGCCUGAAACUUCUGCUGAGAAAGAAGCAAAUAAUGAUGAAGCAGCAGUAAAUGGUGUUCCAUCAUCAAUUAUUAUUAGGGCAUUGUAUGAUGAAAUUGAAGUAAAUGCAGACUGAGCAGAUUUUAAAUGUAGCAUGUCUCAUACAGUUGAUCAUAAAAAAAAUACAUUUGCAUUUAACGCUUAUACAUCAUUUUAAUUAAUGAAAAAUUUUAAUUCAAUCAAAAGUCAUUUCUUAUGUCUACCGGGUGGUCAUAAUCACUCAUUAAUGUUUUUUACCUUUAGUAAUACCUGAACAAUUUAGUAAUCAUAGUGACUUAUGAUAAACAAUAGUAAUAUUUGUAAUAGCGAUUAAAUCUUGUAAAUAAAUAAUGGAUGAAGAAUGAUUAAUGCUAUGAAAAGACGAAUUGGAUUCGUGCGAAAUUUAAUGUCAUAAAUUGUGAAAAUAUUUAUUCGAUAUGUUUUAUCGAGUUUUUUUGGAAUUUCUUGUAUAAUUAUGAAAAUAAUAAAAUUGAAUUUCUUAAUAAAAAUAUUUUUAUAUACUAUUUGUUAUAAUCAAGGCAAUAUAAAUGUUGUGUGAUUUUCAAAUAUUCAUAAAUUUAUAAGUUUAUUGAGUAGAUUACUUUUAGAUUUAUAAAAGUACUUUUUUACUUACGUUCUUAUUUUUUGUUCUAUUUUAAGACAUCGAAUCAAAUACGUUAUUUAUACGAGCAGAACUGAUUUUGAUUAUUUUAACAAAUUUUAUUUUAUACACGAUGACAAUAAGAAAUAAAUUAAGAAAUAUGAGUAUUCAUCGACUCUGAAUGAAAAUGUCAGGAAGGCUGAUAUGAUGACCAAGCAAAUUUAUUGAAAUUUUUCCUGCUUUUAACAAUCUUUUCAAAAUGUGUAUAGUAAUGAGUCAAUGUCAGAUAAAAAAAUACAUUCUAUAAAAUUUAUUGAACUUUUAUGAGUAAUAAAAAUAUUUGUAAUAAAUUUAAUUGGUUAAUAUUAGGAAUAAUUAAAUAUAAACUAGUAUUUUUCUAGAAAAUGCUCUUU